Messenger RNA from Wasmannia auropunctata (little fire ant), 3639 nucleotides. RefSeq names its product protocadherin-23-like (gene Cad96Cb). Gene Ontology annotation, molecular function: calcium ion binding. The transcript has 18 exons. Lineage: Eukaryota; Metazoa; Arthropoda; Insecta; Hymenoptera; Formicidae. The record is from RefSeq and is a predicted model, not a curated record. Gene Ontology annotation, biological process: homophilic cell-cell adhesion. The coding region runs from base 756 to 3161 and encodes 801 amino acids. Gene Ontology annotation, cellular component: membrane.
UUUUGUAGUAAAGAGUUCUACAGUUCUACAGUACGUUAGUCGUAGCCGAGUUUGAUCCAGGUCGAUCGUGCACGAUAGUGCACGGAGUGUAAAGUGCGCGACUUACAUACAUACUAAAAUUAGAUCAGAAGGAUCGCCAAAAAUAAAUAAAACAAUAUAAAAUAUUUAAGAUAACUGAAAUAUAAAUUUUUAAAGAAAGAGGGAUUUGAAGACCUCCAUAAAAUAAAACAAACUUUGUCUAAAAAUAAAUGAUCGUUCGAGAAUCAAAUCAUCGUAAAGAUGUAAAAAUUAAAAAGUACGCAGAUAUUAAAUAAAGAGUUUAAAUAAAAUGUUAAUUUUAUUUAAAAAUGUAAAAAGAAUUCAAUUUUUCAUUGAAGAAUUUCAAUUAAACAAGGAUGGAUUUAUAUGUUUGCAGUUAUAAUUCAAGAAUGUAUGCUUAUGUUCGUUAUGUGUGUGAAAAGAAGUGAAUUAUAAGACCGUCUGGCCACGCCGAUCAAUAAGGACUACUGAGGGUGUAAUUCGUAAGCCCUAUGUGCUUUUUGUUGUAAAGGGCGGUGGCUAGGUGCAUAGGUCAAGAGAUCGGCAAUCUGCGGGAUUUAUAUGUUAUCAUUAUCAAUAAAGAACUAGUGUGGUGAGAGAGAUCUCUUGUCUUCGCAAACAAUGGAGACAUAGACACAUGGACCUGCGCGUUCUUUCCAAGUACAUUUUGUAAUGCAUCUGUCGACGGAAUCGGUGGACGAUGAUCUUGAAUUGCCAUGGGACGAAACGUAUUGAGCAUCUUGCUGCUCCUCUGCUGCAUGCUGCAACCGCACGUCGGACAGCUGCCUCGAGACACGCGAUGCUUUCUGGAGACUGGACUCACCUCGGCGAAUCUCUUUGUCAGCGAGGAUCUGUCCGUCGGCGGUACCGUGGGAAUCCUCGGAGUGCUAGGUGAUGCUAGCUCGCAGGGUGAUAUCGAACUGAGCUUGCAGGAGCAUGACAGCCCCGUCGCAUUCUCGCCAUACUCAAAGAAUUUGACUCUUAUCAGACCGAUUGACAAAGAGGGUGUCGAGGGUCCCUCCAGCAUCUACAUUAACGUUAUCUGCGAGAAGAAGCAUAAUACCGUGGACCCAGGAUUCAUCAUACCGGUGAACAUCCGAGUAACUGACGUGAACGAUAAUUCACCAAAAUUUAUAAGUGCACCUUACGUGCUGAAUAUUUCUGAGGUUACCGUCGUUGGCACGAGAGUUCUACAAGGAGUCCGAGCUGUUGAUGCCGAUCAACCAGGACCUUAUUCCACUGUACAGUACUCAAUCUUACCAGGAAAUCACUCGGAUUACUUUACUUUCGUAAAUGCGUUGGAAGGCACUCUUGUACUAAGAAAAUCGCUCGAUUACGAAACUCUCACCAACUUCUCCGUUGGUAUCCGUGCUCAAGACCAAGGUAAUCCACCACGUUCGUCAACGACAACGUUAUAUGUUAAUGUUCUCGAUGCCGACGAUCAAAAUCCGGCUUUUUUGAACCAUGAAUAUCAGGUCAUCGUACCUCGUUACAUAAAAGGGAGAAAAUCGUUAAGGGUGAUGCCUACCGUGAUAAAAGCCGUAGAUCAAGACGUCGGUAUAAAUGCGCCGGUCCGAUAUACGGUACACAGCGGAAUGUUACCUUUUCUGGAUUUGAAUCCUGAGACUGCUGAAAUCUUCAUGAUACGCUCGCUGCAGGACUACGAGUUAAUGACACCAGCAACUAUCGUUAUUAGGGCUACUCAAGUGAAUAAUGCGGAUAGAUAUACCUUUACCACAAUUAUUGCAUCGCGAGAAGAUAUGGUUGGUCCAACAGCAGAUGGCCGAUUGCCCGUGAAAUUUAUACUAAAGAAUUAUCAAACGAGGGUACUGGAGAACAAGACAUCCGAGAGCGUUCUUCUAACAGCAGGGGUCAACAAAGUUGAUCCUGAUUUGAAAUUCUGGCUGGUGGGAUCAGUGGGGGAUCUAGAGAGAUUCUCGAUAACUAACUCUGGCCAGUUGAUUCUCAAAGGGAAUCUGGAUUACGAGAAAUCGACUGAGCACAGCUUUUUGGUUCACGUCACAGACGGAUAUCAUAACGAUACGUCACGUGUGAACAUUUCGGUCGAAGACGUAAACGAAUGGCAACCUCGGUUCCAAUAUUCCCGGUAUGAAUUUCCUGCACCUCCCGCGAUAGUAGGCUCUGUCGUAGGAAAAUUAGAAGCUACUGACGGCGAUUGGGGGAACAAAGUCACUCUGUCUCUCAAAGGACAAGAUGCAAGAUUCUUCAAGAUUAGAGAUAACGGAGAAUUAGUGCUGAGAUCGCUAGAUUCGUUUAACGGAUCUGUGGCGCGAUUCAUGGCGAUAGCUACCGAUACCGGAAUACCGCCAAGAUCCAGCACGGUCCCAGUGAUAGUUAAGAUGCCGAACGGCGGCUCGUUGCCGAUCGCUGCGAGAGCCGCACCCGCUUGGCUAGGUAACAGCGUACUAUUAGUUGCAAUCUUCGGCGCAGUUUUAGGUCUUCUUGGAGUUGUCAUACUCAUUCUCAUCCUUUACAUUUAUAAGCACAAAAGGCCAAAAAGCGGUGGUUCGGUCAGCUCCGUGGGUACAGGAUACCGCGAGAAAUCACCGGUUCCCUCGGCUCUGAGUCCAACUCCGCAAGUGCUAGGCGCCAAUGUUCUUCAGGACGCUUUGGAAGGCCCGCGGAAUCGACGUUACGAUAUCGACGGCAACGAGAACGAUAACGUGGACAGCCGUAACGAAAUCGAUAAUCCCGUCUUCGGAGAAGCCAAUGAAAGCUCGUACAGCGCUACAAUCAAGAGUAUAGCGUCGGCGAGACAGUUACCAUUGUACGCCCGACAUAAAGUAGCGCCCGCCCCGAAUCCGCCAGCCUUAUCAGCCACUUCGAACAUCCCCAAUAUCGGCGGACUGGUGCAAAAUAUGAACGACUUGAGUGCUAGAACCAAUUUGGAUACCGGAUCCCACGACUCUUCCAAUUAUUCCGGAGAUCCUCCGGACUCCCUGGUGCCAGCGUGGCCUGCUAAUUCAGUCUUGCCGAGGAUCAAAAAGUUGUCCUGGGACGACGACGAUAGGACCGUGGAUAGCGUCGAGGUCGCGGCGGAAACGCGAACCGGAGACAAUCAAGCUGGCAACGAGAGGCUCAAUCUCACCGUGUACUUCUAACGAUUCCAUUAUUUUGUAAAUGGGACGAAUGUCCAAUAACGACGGCGGAAGACUGUUGUAAGCGCUGUUUGGCCAGUUAAAUAAAGUCUCGUUGAUGUCGAAAUUCUGCAAAUGAACUUCGAAGCGUCGCAAUGCGCGAGAUGACCUUACCCGCGUAUUCGGUCCACAGAGUAUCUGUGCUGUCUGCGCAGUAUAGCGUUAAUUCGCAUCAUCCUGAAUGGAUUACCAUUCAUUACCUGCACGAUGCAACAUCCGAUCUCCAAUGUUAUAUGUAAUCAUUAGAAAUUGUUAAGAAUUUAAUAUUAGAAGAAAUGUUACACAGAGCAUGAAAAACAUUUUAAACAUUAAAGAGCAAAAUAGGAAAAACUAGGGAAUUGGAACGUGACGGUAAAGAGAUUCGAAUAUCGCCGGGAAUCUGACGAUAUCCUGUAAAUUAUUAAUAUAUAGAAAUAAAUAAAUAAAAUAUUUUUCACAAUUA